Anastrepha obliqua is the source of this 1327-nucleotide messenger RNA. Its product is annotated as venom protease-like. Gene Ontology annotation, biological process: proteolysis. NCBI's taxonomy places the organism in Eukaryota, Metazoa, Arthropoda, Insecta, Diptera, Tephritidae. The transcript has 4 exons. Gene Ontology annotation, molecular function: serine-type endopeptidase activity. The record is from RefSeq and is a predicted model, not a curated record. Bases 130 to 1194 code for a protein of 354 amino acids.
CACCGAACGGCGUAGCAUCUAUAAUAAAUUAAUCGGAGUGUUGUGAUUUUGUAAAACCAACAAAAAAUAGGUGACUACGUUGUUUAUAAGUAAUAACAAAGCGUUCGUACAUAAAAACAGUUCACAUUAAUGUAUUUUAUAUCGACUUUAUGUGUAAUCGGGUUUACUUUGCUAGCAGUCAUGAAUGGACAAGUUAGCGAUAAAGACUGCAACAAUGCUCGGAAUGAAUGUAAGGAACUUCAAUAUUGUCCGGAUAUAUUCACUAGCCUCUCAACGAUCGAUUUCAGCGCCAUACCAUUUUGCAACAAGUUAUUGGGCAUUGUUUGCUGUCCUCGAUCAGAUAUUGUAUUAGAUACACGUUUCGGUAGCAUUGAACCAACGACGUAUGCUGAAAAAGCUUGCUUCGAGUAUCAGAAACUCGCGCCCACCUCUUGUCCACAACCCCUAAUCUAUGGCGGUGAAAAAGCGGCGCCAAAAGAGUUUCAAUCGAUUGCGCUGCUAGGAUCAAAGGAUAAGAGCAGUGGACUUAUAGAGUGGUACUGCGGCGGUACUUUGAUAAGCAAACGUUUUGUCAUCACGGCAGCACAUUGUUGGCGACGAGAUAUCAAUUUCGUACGACUCGGCGAAUUGGACUACAGCACUACCAGUGAUGCAACUCAAACGCAAGAUUUCGAUGUACGCAAUGCCAUUAUGCAUCCAAUGUAUAAAUUGGAGCAUUACAAUGAUAUCGCACUAGUCGAAUUGGCUCGAGACGCGACACUUAAUGAGUAUGUCCUUCCCGCUUGCUUGCCAUCUAAGAACACCGAAUAUAAAAGUUUCACAGCUGUGGGUUGGGGUGAAACCGAACACAAGAUAUCAUCACCGCAUUUACUCAAAGUGCAAUUAAAUGUAUUCGCAGGUAAUGAUUGCACUGCAUCUGAAACAGCACAGAUCGAAUUAGAGUGGGGUGUUAGGGAGCGUACGCAAAUCUGUGCUGGCAGUCAUCAGAGUGGCUUUGACACGUGCUACGGUGACUCCGGCGGGCCAUUAUAUGUGCCGCAUCCAAGUUAUCCAUGCAUGCUGCAAGUGGCCGCGAUAACUUCAUUUGGUUAUGUGAGAUGUGGCACAGCUGGUAUUCCGAGCAUAAAUACGAAGGUCAAUUUGUAUUUAGACUGGAUUGAGAAUGUGGUGUGGAAUACAACAACACCUUUCUGAAAGAAUAAAAUCGGGAAAUAAAGAUUUUCCAGAUCUCGACGGUUUAAAAUUGCUUACAACUUUAUGUACUACGUUGCGUUGUAUGUGGCAACUUAAAAACUGUAUAUUCAUAAUAAGCAUACCGUUUAUAGCA